Molecule: messenger RNA, 2250 nt
Organism: Mirounga angustirostris (Northern elephant seal)
Lineage: Eukaryota; Metazoa; Chordata; Mammalia; Carnivora; Phocidae
Gene: PAX5
Product: paired box 5
Exons: 10
Coding region: 147-1322 (391 amino acids)
Biological process (GO): anatomical structure development; regulation of transcription by RNA polymerase II
Molecular function (GO): DNA-binding transcription factor activity, RNA polymerase II-specific; RNA polymerase II cis-regulatory region sequence-specific DNA binding
Source: RefSeq, a predicted model, not a curated record
AGAAAAAAAAAAAGAAAAGAAAGAAAGAGAGAGAGAAAAGAAAAGAAAAGAAAAAAGAAAAAAAGAAAAGAAAAAAAGAAAAAAAAGAAGCACAAAAAAAGUGGAAACUUUUUCCCCCUGUCCACUUCAAGUUCUGAAAAAUCAAAAUGGAUUUAGAGAAAAAUUACCCAACUCCUCGGACCGGCAGGACAGGACAUGGAGGAGUGAAUCAGCUUGGGGGGGUUUUUGUGAAUGGACGGCCACUCCCGGAUGUAGUCCGCCAAAGGAUAGUGGAACUUGCUCAUCAAGGUGUCAGGCCGUGCGACAUCUCAAGGCAGCUUCGAGUCAGCCAUGGUUGUGUCAGCAAAAUUCUUGGCAGGUAUUAUGAGACGGGGAGCAUCAAGCCUGGGGUAAUUGGAGGAUCCAAACCAAAGGUCGCCACGCCCAAAGUGGUGGAAAAAAUCGCUGAGUAUAAACGCCAAAAUCCCACCAUGUUUGCCUGGGAGAUCAGGGACCGGCUGCUGGCGGAACGUGUGUGUGACAAUGACACGGUGCCCAGCGUCAGUUCCAUCAACAGGAUCAUCCGGACGAAAGUACAGCAACCACCCAACCAGCCGGUCCCAGCUUCCAGUCACAGCAUAGUGUCCACGGGCUCCGUGACGCAGGUGUCGUCGGUGAGCACGGACUCGGCCGGCUCCUCGUACUCCAUCAGCGGCAUCCUGGGCAUCACGUCCCCCAGCGCCGACACCAACAAGCGCAAGAGAGAUGAAGGUAUUCAGGAAUCUCCAGUGCCCAACGGUCACUCACUGCCAGGCAGAGAUUUCCUCCGGAAGCAGAUGCGGGGAGACCUGUUCACGCAGCAGCAGCUGGAGGUGCUGGACCGUGUGUUUGAGAGGCAGCACUACUCGGACAUUUUCACCACCACAGAGCCCAUCAAGCCCGAGCAGACCACUGAGUAUUCAGCGAUGGCCUCGCUGGCUGGAGGGCUGGAUGACAUGAAGGCCAACCUGACCAGUCCCACCCCCACCGACAUCGGGAGCAGCGUGCCUGGGCCGCAGUCCUACCCCAUUGUGACAGGCCGUGACUUGGCGAGCACGACCCUCCCCGGGUACCCUCCGCACGUCCCCCCUGCCGGACAGGGCAGCUACUCGGCACCGACGCUGACAGGGAUGGUGCCUGGGAGUGAGUUUUCUGGGAGCCCCUACAGCCACCCUCAGUAUCCCUCGUACAACGACUCCUGGAGGUUCCCCAACCCGGGGCUGCUCGGCUCCCCGUAUUAUUACAGCGCCGCGGCCCGAGGAGCUGCCCCUCCUGCAGCCGCCACUGCCUACGACCGUCACUGACCCUCGGAGCCAGGUGGGCGCCAAGCACUUGCAACACAUAUCACUGAGGGCGAUAGCCUCUCAGCCCCUCCGAAGCCAGCCAGAGGGGCCCAAUGAGACCAUCCCCCAGCAAUCCUCUCUCGCCUGAAACUCCCUCCCAACCUUUUCCUGCCAGGGAACUGGGGUUCUAUGGUAAGGCUGUUGGACUUCUAGACACACGUCCAUUUCUAAGAGUCCAUCAGUGCGCUUCUCCCAACAGCAACUGGGUGUCUGCAAAGCCACAGACUAUUCUGCAGACAACUGUAGCCCCAGCCUAGCCUGCCGGUCCCCAGCUGUCUGACCAUCCACCUGUCUUCCUGCCCCAGGCCUGGGAAGGAGAGCUUGUUUUUGUCACUUCAACAGCACCCAUGUAAAUACCUUCUUGCUUUUCUGUGGGCGUGAGGGUCCAACUGAGCAGACUGCCCACCCAUUAUGCAUCCAAUAUUCCCGAUGUGUCACAGGACAUCUUAGACCUGUGUGCAGAGCAUCCCCUCUGUCUUGGCUGCCCCCCCCAUAGGUGGGCUUGGAGUUGUCCUUGAGACUAAGGAUGCUCACCUCAGGUCCCAGCCUCCUGCUCAUUGCUACUUCUUUAACGUCUGGACUAGGAGUCUCAUUGGGCUGGUUAUGCUUCAAGCUUGCCCCCUGAGACCCCUCCUCAGGAGAAACACACUGGAGAGAUGCCCUGGCUUCCUGGCUCCAUUUUCCUGGGCCCUGUGCAGGGUGAGCAGCUCUUUUCCAUGUCAAAGGACUCAAAGAGAACAAAGGACUGUCUGGGAGAUUCCUCAGCUAGGAUUCUAAAGAUGCUGUCCAAGGUGCUGACUGCAUUGUGGACUUUGAAUGCUGGGGCUGGACAGGACUCAGAAGACCAUAGUCCAAGGCAGGGACUCCCAAGCCCCUGGAACCACUGAAC